UCGGGUUGAAUAACGUAAAUGAAGUAGUUCAAUAAAGUAGUAGUUUACUCACGUUUAAACGGUUGUAGUAGUUCAAAUAUACUUAUCAUCUAAAGAUGAAUUAACUACAUAAAUAUUCACAUGCGUAGUUUUCGCCGUAAUUUCAAAAUAUGGAUACGGGAGGCUCAAAGAAAAUGCGACCCAGGGAGCUCCCACCUCUUCCACAGCGAGGGCAGCGAUCACUUCCCACAAUGCCGAGUCAAGACCCAGCUGGAGAAGUACCUGCAGCCAAACAGAAGAAGAAGAGGGUGAGGAAGGAGACAAAUGGAGUGGAUGAUAUGGACGAUCAGGGGAUGGAAAUGGGGGGCCUGGGCAGCCGGAGGGAAUCUGAGAUCGGAGAGCAGCUUACCUUUGAAGCCACGACAGACGCACCCCCACAGAGGAGGAAGAAGAAGAAGAAAGCUGCCACUAUAGAUCUUGAAGACGACCAAGCCGACAUGGUGAACGGAGACGCAGCAGAUCAGACCACUGAUGGAGAAGAAGUGGUCAGAAAGCCCAGAAAGAAAAAGAAGUCAAAAUUGGUCGAAUCGCAGCUUCCUGACGAGUUGGCCGUCGAAGAGGAUGACAUCAUCACCAACACCCCUCCUCCUAUCCCCCAGCAUGCCCUGUUCUCGGCCCCGCAGGGUCAGAGCCAGCCGGUGGGGAAAGUCUUCGUGGAGAGGAACAAACGUUUCCAGGCUGCCGAGCGCUCAGACUGGAGGAAGACCAGCGACCAGAUGGAUCCCAUCGCGGACUUCCAGCACCUUCAGCCUCUCCAGACCACCAGAGACGUUUCACUCAGAGUGCACGAAGCCUUCAGGGUGUUCGGCCUGUAUUGUCAUGGCUUCCUGGCGGGCUACGCCGUGUGGAACGUCGUGGUGGUGUACAUGUUAGCCGGGCAGCACCUCACCGCUCUGUCCAACCUGCUGGAGCAGUACCACGGCCUGGCGUACCCCUCCCAGUCUCUGCUCUACAUGCUGCUGGCCAUCAGCACAGUGGCCGCCUUCGACAGAGUGAACUUGGCCAAAGGCUCCAUGGCUCUGCGGGAUUUCAUCACGCUGGACCCCGUCGCUCUCGCCUCGUUCUUGUAUUUCUCAGCGCUGAUCCUCUCUCUGAGCCAGCAGAUGACAAGCGAUCGAAUCAACCUCUACCCAUCCUUCAACACGACAUUAUGGCCACCAGGGUCGGAGCACCAGAUUCUGCACCCAUGGGUGACCAUCAACCUGGUGGUGGCUCUGCUGGUGGGGCUGGCCUGGAUCUUCAUCGCCACCAGACCUGAGAUAGACUACACUGAGCGUUAUCUGAUGACCAUGGAGAUUGAGCCUCCAAAACCAGAGGACAAAUCCGAAAUGACUGCAUGAGAAAAUCUCAUUCACAUAUUGUACAGCUUUGUUGUCAUUUUGCACAUAUUUUGAUCUGUAAUCCAGCAAUGAACUCUGCAUUGUAGAUUAUUUUUGUAUUUUUGAAAUGUGAAUGUGAUCGUCUCUUUUUAAAUAGAGUUUUAUCCC
Molecule: messenger RNA, 1526 nt
Organism: Chelmon rostratus (copperband butterflyfish)
Lineage: Eukaryota; Metazoa; Chordata; Actinopteri; Chaetodontiformes; Chaetodontidae
Product: transmembrane protein 237B-like
Exons: 14
Coding region: 150-1379 (409 amino acids)
Biological process (GO): cilium assembly
Cellular component (GO): ciliary transition zone
Source: RefSeq, a predicted model, not a curated record